AUGGAAGCGGGGUGGCAGCCGCGGGAACGUUAUGACCUGCUCAAACGUUACAAUCUCAAAUCGGUGACCAUAGAAUAUGGAAAUCUGUGAUGGAAGAAGUGCAUUAUCUAGCCAGCUCUGAAGAUAGGAUUGCGCAUGACAAGUUCCAGAGUCCCAUGCCGCACUACAAUUGGGCAGGGUUUGUAUUGCACAAAGUGGAACGCUCUUCGAGUCUGUCAUGCUCAUUUUUAAUAUGUUGCAAUACAAAAGAACGCAGACAACUCUAUUGUAACGUUUGGGAUUGAUGUAACGUUUGAGCAAGCCAUAAACGUGAGGACGAUUUUUUCCGGAUUCUCGCGAGGGAAGAGACGAGACGGGAGCUGGUGCAGGAUAUCGGCUAUGCAGUGCAAAAGUAUCGUACUCGUAUGAAUGCAUUACAAAUUUUCUCAGGAUGAGGAAGAAAAUUUUUCGUGCUGAUUUACCUUAGGGAAAAGAUGUGUAGUGCAUGAUUGCAAUACGAGUACGAUACUUUUGCACAGGAUAGCGGCCUCACCGGGAUCGUCUACGGGCCGUGGUCUUCGUACACCUACACGGAGUUUCGCGACAAGGUGCCACCGGAAUUCAAGUUGCGCAACUACCCGGACCUCUGCCACUGCGUGGGCUGCGAGUUCCCGCAGCAGGGGUGGCCCGUCGCCUUGGCGCUGACCCACGGCCGGGAACCUAUUUCCGUCCGGUAUCAAAGUGAAAAAAGCCCUCACCCCAUAUCAAAACGAAACUUCUGAUGCUGGAUCUGCGUACACAAAUCAGAUUUGUCUUGCAGUAGGGGACUGCAGGCCGAUAUCAUGCCAGUGCGCAGAGGUUUUGGCCUAGGCGCUUAGCAUGGGGAACGCCUAUGCUGUAGGACCAACAGCAUUACAAACCGCCAGCAUAGUGGGGCGGAGCGGAUGCCAUUGCUGUCUUGCAAGACAGACACGAUUUGUGACCUCAAAUCAGCAACGCAAAUUUUCGGAAACAUAGCUUUUCAAUAUGGGGAGGGGGGAUUUUUCCUUUUGAUAUCCGGCCCCAGAUGUUCUGGGCCAUGCUCGACCAGGGGGAGCAGUGUACGGACGUACUGGGCUGCUACAGUGAGGGUGUUUCGGACGAUGUGAAUAAAUUUGUCGCCCUGAUCGCAGCGUGGGAGGGGUGUGGUGGUGGAGAAGGUGGUGGACGAGGAGCAGAGGCAGCUGCAGCUUCGUCUUGUUUCCUCGAGGAAAGUGGCCUGUUUGACCUUGGGGGCGACGCGACGGAGUUGCGAAAAACGAAGCCGGCCCUGUUCGAGGGGCUGCUGGAGUACUGCCGGUUUCUCUGCUUCCUCUGGGACGCGGAAGUGGCGGAGAAAAUGUGCACCCUGCUGUUCGACUUGGAACGGAAAGACUGGCUGGAGUCGAAGAAGACUGAUGGGAUUUUUGCACCAGCACCUACUGCUUCAACAUCUGCGGGGACGUCGACGACCGGAACAUCAUCUUCCAGUAGAACAAGAACUUCCACUACGUUUCGCGACUUCGAGGACGUGGUCCGGCCAUUUUUGGAUAAAGCGCCCCGGACGACGUUGGUGCUCAACUGGCGCAUGAGCAUGUUGAAGUUGCGGGUUUACUACGACGAGCUGGUGUGCCGGCGAGCGGCAGCCAUGUUGAACUAUAAACAGGAUCACCACAUCAACAUCAAGCAGCACGACAGAUUGCUCUCAGUAGCUUCAGAAGCGUCGUCCACUACGGCCAGCGGCGUGUCGUCUACAACUUCGUAUGGUUCUGAAACAAGUAGGACCACUUCGAGCUCCUGCACGUUCACCGAGAAACCCCUGCCCGUUUCCCGCACGGAGCUGACCGGAAAGUCGUGGCGAAAGCAAGCGACGGCACUGGCGGGUGAGGACCUCGUCGGGGGAGAAGUUGUUCGGACAAACAAGUCGAGAACAGCUGAAGACGUGGUUCUCACCGGAGAAGUUGUAGUAGAAGAAGAAGAAGACCACAGAAAGUUUUCCAAUUCUCUUUACACCGGUACCAUAAUUCCCACCGCGGAAGACCGCCUUCACUCCGCCAACGCACUGUACGCCGAGGUGCUGGCUCUUUCGUACCUGCUCUACGCGCAAAUCGGGUACCAGACCUCCGUCGUGUUGGGCGGGCAGCACCGCCAACGGGGCGCGUUUGCCGAUUUGUUCUGGACCGGCGGCGUUUUUUACAAUGCGGAUAAGAACCCCUCGCUGAUUCUGGCCACCCACCCGGACUGCACGUGCCACGCGUACCUCUCCGUGGGGGAAAACUGGGAAAACUUCGCGCUUUUUGACCUGAGUAAAACUACUGCUGGGCGUUCCUCGACUAGGAUCAUCUCCUCGACGUCCAACAGUAGAACAAACGGAGGUAGUACAACUGCCAGUAUGAUUCAGUUCGCCGGCGCCGGUAAUUCAAAUUCAUCAUCGAAGAACAGGUAUCAAAUGUAAAAAUGUCUGGGUCUGGAAGAAUGCAAGUUUGUCAUGCUUGUCUGGCAUGACUCUCAAAUCUGUCAUGCACAUUACCAAAGAGCCCCACUUUUCUAUCAUGCAGAAACGUAGUUUGUCAUGCAGAAUAGGCAACCGCAACACCUAGAAGCUCAGAAACUUGUCAUGCUGAGCCAGCAACUGUGGCCUCCUCAUGAUACGCCACACAGCAUCACAAGUUUCCAGACCCAGACACUUUUACAUUUGAUAACAGGGAAGGCCUCACGCCAGUUUUCGUCGUACCGCCCCGGACAAGCACGAACUGUAGUGGAGGUAAUAGUAAAAAUUCAAGUGCGGCAGCACCAUCAACUACAUUAUCAACGACCCACGACUCUGUUCGCAACGCGAUUGUGGACCAGAUGUACUAUUCGAUGACCUAUGAGACCAUUGCCAGCGACCACGACAAAAUUGCCGCACAGCUCCUCCCGAGACUGCGGCACAGCUGCCUCCGGUGGGGCUCCAUCGUGUGGCCGACGGCCCGGGCGCUGUUCUGCCUGGACCUGGAGCAGAUCACUUUCGCGGCAGGACGAGCAGCAGCUUCGAGGGAUGGACCAACUGCCGCAACAACAAGCGUUGACAACAGGGCCCCCGGCGAAGAGGUGAGCAACAAGAAGGGAAUUAUGCCAAAAACUUCGCUGUCUCUCGCGAUUACCUACAUCGGGAAGGAUGCAAUUACGCUGGGUGGCGAUUGGGAAGAGCUCGGACGCGACACACUGCCAACCAGAUGCGUGCUGAAGAGAGUAGGAGCUGCUGGAAGGAAAAACGACCAAAAAACCACUGGAUCUUCGGCGGACAACUCCGGGCAACAAGUACUAGAGGACCAUGAGGAACUAUCCAAGAAAAAAACUGUGUAAGUGUAACUUUCUUUGUGCUGCAGACGAUGCAAGACACGUACAACUGUCAUGCUGGACAUGCAUCAGAGGCUCUUUUCGUACGUGUUUUCACGUACUAGCUACGCAUGACAGGUUUUCUCCGUCAUGCAGAGCAACCUUGUGAUGCUGUUCCUCCAAGAAAGUUACGCUUACACAGUUUUUUUCUUGCAUAGGAACAACUCGAGGUCGUUUCAAUCUUGCACGACUUUCUCGAGCUGGAAACAACGACAACGAUUACGUGCAAAUUGCCGGACAGCAUUUUCGAGGAUGAAAUAAACCAAAGCGACGACAUUACGAACUGCAAGAGUAUCGUACUCGCAUGAAUGCAUUACAAAUUCCCUCAGCAUGAGAAAUCAAAUUUGUAGUGCGGGUUUACCCUAAAAGAAAGAUUUGUAUAUGCAUGAUUGCAAUACGAUACUUUUGCACAGGAUAGACUUCGGUAGCAAGAAACAAUUCCUGAUCGAGAUGGAAGUGAAAAACACCAAAGACAUCUCCUUUUGCGCCAUUCCGAUGCCAAUCGCGGAAAUUGCAGUCGUGGAGGUCGUUGGGCUAUGCAUUGCGAAAGAAUCGUACUCGUCAGGAACUAAAAGUAUAAUUAUGAAAUUGAAAAAGUGCAAUUAAUGUCAUGCCUGGGUGAAGAAGAUUAUAGACCUGGGUUCCUGCCUCAUAUCAUUUUUGUUUACAUGCUGAGUAAAAAAUUCGUUGUCAUGCGAUCAGACUCAGAGUGGCUCCUACUAGUACGAUGCUUUUGCAGUGGAUAGAUAGCAAGCGAUAAUUCCAUGAUCGUGAAAAAAAUUUCUUCGAAGAUGUGA
This is a messenger RNA of Amoebophrya sp. A120, 4172 nucleotides long. NCBI's taxonomy places the organism in Eukaryota, Dinophyceae, Syndiniales, Amoebophryaceae. The record is from the annotation of a GenBank genome assembly.